CCCUUCAUUCCACACUGCUCUAACCGUCCUCUUCUAGCUUUCUAUUUCCACUUAGUUUUUGCAUUUCACACAUCGGUCAUGUCAGCCAAGGCAGGAAAACCCACUAUACCCGACUGGCAGCGCACCCAAGACAAACCAUCGCCAGCGCCUCCUCCUUCUGAACAAGACCCUGAGCCGGAAUACCAGUCCGAACCCACUCCAGCGCCAGGUGCGGAUGGGUCGGCGAAGGACGAACCACAGCCAGAGACCACAUCGCUGCUAGACCAAGCCUCGCGAUUUCUCGAGGACCCCACAAUCCGCAAUGCGCCCCGGGAAAAGAAGGUCGCAUUCCUGCAAUCAAAGGGUGUGACGAAGGAAGAUAUAGCCCAGCUAUUAGGGGACCAACAGGAGGACGAGUCAACGGUAGAUCUGUCAUCAGAUGGCGAGCGUGCAUGGGCAAGGACUCCCUUGCAACCAGCCACACAACCUCCCGCGCAGAAACCUCAAUCCCGAGAUGUCCCCCCAAUCGUCACUUACCCCGAGUUCCUUACCCAGUCGAGCAAAUCCCCGCCACUUAUAACAACACAACGCCUCCUCAAUACUGCAUACAUAACCGGGGGUUUGAUUGCGACUAUGUACGGGUUGUCCAAAUACAUCGUUGCCCCAAUGACACAGACACUUCUGGAAUCACGGCACGCAUUUGCAGCCCACGCACAGGACCAAAUAAAAGAAUUGAAUACGCGUUUGGAGGAUAUUGUCUCUAUCGAUCCCGCUAGCAAACCCAAACCCAAAGCUACCGACCCUGCAGACGAUGUGUCAGAAGCAGACUCAGACCCCACCGAGCUCUUUCAUCGCGACUAUGGAACCCAAACAACCCCGACUCUCUCCCGGCGCCCCUCAGUAUCGACCGAGCCAGACUCUUCCACUCUUACCGCCCACGAGAAUCGCCUCAAGAUCCUCACAUCCCAUCUGCGCGAGCUGGAAGCGACUCGCUCCAAUGAUUCCGCUUCUUCAGAUUCACUGAGAACCCGGCUUUCCGAUUUGACGACCUACCUGGGUGAGAUGAGCUACCAAAACCAGUACUUCUCUGGAAUGGGGGGAUUGUAUGGAAAUAAUUACGGAAUGCCCAAGAUAAAAGACGGAAAAGAUGAUCAGAUGGAAACAUUCAAAGCUGAUAUCCGAGCCGUGAAAGGCGUAUUGUUGAGCGCGAGGAACUUUCCAGCCGGCGGGCCAAGAGGUAUGGGACAGGUUAGAGGAUAAAAUGUCAACAGAGUAUCAACAACAGAUGGUGAACUUCUGCUCAGUGGUUACGAUUACCAUUUUCGUCAUGUAUUAUUUUGUAUAUGGAGAAUAAACGCCGCGAUAUCUGGGAAGGAAGUUUGUGUCUUGUGGAGCUAGAACCACAGCAUUUUAAUUUUUUCUUUGGGAUAGA
Molecule: messenger RNA, 1411 nt
Organism: Lindgomyces ingoldianus
Lineage: Eukaryota; Fungi; Ascomycota; Dothideomycetes; Pleosporales; Lindgomycetaceae
Exons: 2
Coding region: 79-1239 (386 amino acids)
Biological process (GO): protein import into peroxisome matrix, docking
Cellular component (GO): peroxisomal importomer complex; peroxisomal membrane
Molecular function (GO): signaling receptor binding
Source: RefSeq, a predicted model, not a curated record